AGAAGAGAUCUUUCUUUCAAAACAAAAUCGUCAAAAGUAAACACGAGCUCGUGCUUGUGGAAUCAUAUUUUUGGCUAAAACCAAGUAAUUUCAAGAUAAAUUAGUGUCUCCAAAUAUUCAACCGAUAGUUCAACACUAAAAUCACAUUUGCAAAAUGGGCAAAAAAAAGUUUAUCGACAAAAAGAAGGCGGUCACCUUCCGUUUGGUAAACCGCAGUCAGCAGGACCCGCUGUACGUUGAUGAAACGGCCCCCCAGCAUGUAUUGGUUCCGGUUUCAGCACCCGGCAGGGGUGACCCUCGAAUGUUCGGAAAUGUUUUCCGUGCCUCCACCUCCGGUGGCCAGAUGGAUGUAGAAAAGCGCAAAAAAGAACAGGCCAAAUUCGGUGUCUAUUUCGACGACGACUACGAUUAUCUGCAGCACCUGCGGGAACCCGGUCGCAAUGAGGUAUACUGGGAACCGGUAGAACCAAACAAGACGGCCGGGGCCGAGAAAGUGAGCAUUAAGUUGCCCAGCUCUGUAUUUGCUUCUGAGGUGGAAGAGACGGAAGGUCUCAUGAAGAAGAAAGCACAGCAGCGUCCGGGCCCGCGGCCUGAUUGGGACCCAGAUGUGGUAGCCGCCUUGGAUGAGGACUUUAACUUCGAUGAUCCUAGUAACGAGUUGGAGGAUAAUUUCAUGGAACUGGCCAUGGGUGGAGAGGGUGCCGAUUCCUUCGAUGAAGAAGACGAAGAUGGCGAAUACAGCGAUGUAGACUCGAAUGACGCUGCAAUGUCCGGCGAUGAUGACGAAGAACGAGACGGACUGGGACCGCUAGCCUUUGAUCGUGAGGAAACGAAAUCCAGAUUCACAGAGUAUUCGAUGAGUAGUAGUGUGAUCCGUCGAAACGAGCAGUUAACGCUGCUGGAUGAUCGAUUUGAGAAGUUCUAUGAACAGUACGACGAUCCAGAGCUGGGGGCGCUUGAAUGUGAAGACAUAGAAGGACACGUCGAGAUCAAUGACAAUGUGCUGUUGCAGUAUGCUGAAGAAUAUCGAAAGGAACGGGAUGAGAAGUACGAUGUCGACUAUGAUAAGCAGUGGGACAAAGAAAGAAUCCUCCAACUGCAGGAAGUCUCAUCCGAUGAAGAAGAAAUGGUAGAACUGGAAGUGGAAGAUGAUACUCAAAAGAAGUGGGACUGCGAAAGUAUCCUGUCCACCUACAGCAACUGCUACAACCAUCCAAAGUUGAUCGAGGAACCGAGAAAACGUAAACCAGCUGCUAAGAUCACCAUCAAUCCAAAAACGGGACUUCCGAUGAAUACCCUGGGAGCGGACAGUGGGAAGCUGACAAUUAAAUCAUUGGCCAAACUUGAACAAGAAGCAAGUGCUCCAAAACCCGGUGGUCCGAAGUCGCUGUGCGACGGCAGCGUAAUCUCCACGUUGAGUGUCCUCUCGAUCAGACCCAAGGAUGAAACGGCGGACGAGAAGCGCGAACGCAAGAAGCUACUGAAGGAAUACCGCGCCGAGCGGAGGAUAGAACGGAAAGCCAAUACCGAAGCAUUCAAGGAGGAAAAGAAGCAACAGGAAAGGAUACAGAUCAAUCAACGGGCCACUGCGGGCGUCAGGAUUGUGUAAUAUGAACAAUUGUGAAGAGUGGGAGAGCUGCGUUAUCAGGUAAAUUACAUCAAAGUUAACUCCUUUGUUGAGGGAUUAAAAAUAUGUCUGUUUAGCCAUAUAUGUUUGAUGUCA
Molecule: messenger RNA, 1723 nt
Organism: Armigeres subalbatus
Lineage: Eukaryota; Metazoa; Arthropoda; Insecta; Diptera; Culicidae
Gene: LTV1
Product: protein LTV1 homolog
Exons: 5
Coding region: 155-1609 (484 amino acids)
Biological process (GO): ribosomal small subunit export from nucleus; ribosomal small subunit biogenesis
Cellular component (GO): nucleus; preribosome, small subunit precursor; cytosol
Source: RefSeq, a predicted model, not a curated record